This is a messenger RNA of Glycine soja, 6185 nucleotides long. RefSeq lists its product as uncharacterized. The record is from RefSeq and is a predicted model, not a curated record. The transcript is spliced from 4 exons. Bases 523 to 5601 code for a protein of 1692 amino acids. NCBI's taxonomy places the organism in Eukaryota, Viridiplantae, Streptophyta, Magnoliopsida, Fabales, Fabaceae.
AUAUGGUUUUAUGAGAAGCGUUGAGAUCCGGUACCACACUUUCUCUCUCUAUCCUUAUCAGCUUCUCUCUCAAGGUUCUCUUUGUCCCUUAUCACCUCACGUUCUCACUUUCUCGCCCCCAUACAAGUUUUCCACCAGCCAAGAAACGGAUAGAACAAUUUCCAUAGCCACCACCGAACGAAGAAGAAAGACAACGCAGCACACUCUCAGCUACAUGGCCUCACUCUUCGAUUUGAAUCACCGCCUCUGAACUCCCUUCUCUAUUCGCGAAAUCCGCAGGUUCGUUAACCUUCUCGGUUCCAAGCUCCGCCGAAGCCCUAGGUUGCCGUGCGGCGCUGCGAUUUGGCUGCCGCGUGUUCGAUCUGUGAAACGGUGUCGUGCGGUUAAGCUCUGAGAACCCUAGGUUUUUUUAUUUUAUUUUUGGAUCUGGAGUUUGGUAUUCGCGUGCGCGGCGGCGGCGGGUGUGGUGGUAAACCCUAGGUAUUGUUAUCUGUGGCUGCCCAUGCUAUUGGGUUGGUUUUGAUGCCGCCUGAACCAUUGCCUUGGGAUCGAAAGGACUUCUUCAAGGAGAGGAAGCACGAGAGGUCCGAGUCGCUUGGGUCUGUCGCCAGAUGGAGGGAUUCCUCGCACCACCGCGACUUCAACCGCUGGGGAUCCGCCGAGUUUCGCCGACCGCCAGGUCAUGGUAAGCAGGGUGGUUGGCACCUGUUUUCCGAGGAAUCUGGUCAUGGGUAUGCGAUUUCUCGGUCCAGCAGCGACAAGAUGCUGGAAGAUGAUAGUCGGCCGUCGUUCUCGCGGGGUGAUGGGAAGUAUGGCAGGAGCAGUAGGGAAAAUAGAGGAGGGCCCUUUGGUCAGAGAGAUUGGCGAGGGCAUUCAUGGGAGCCCAGCAAUGGUUCUAUUAGUUUUCCCAGGAGGCAGCAGGAUGUGAACAAUGACCAUAGGUCAAUAGAUGAUGCCCUAGCGUAUUCCCCUCAUCCACAUUCUGAUUUCGGGAACGCUUGGGAUCAGCACCACUUGAAAGACCAGCAUGAUAAGAUGGGUGGUGUCAAUGAUUUCGGAGCUGGCCCAAGAUGUGAUAGAGAGAACUCUCUGGGUGACUGGAAGCCACUUAAAUGGACCCGCUCUGGAAGUUUGUCAUCUCGAGGCUCAGGUUUUAGCCACUCAAGUAGCUCAAGGAGCAUGGGAGGAGCAGAUUCCCAUGAAGCGAAGGCCGAGUUGCUACCCAAAAGUGUGGCUGUUAAUGAGUCGCAUUCAGGGGAAGCAGCUGCUUGUGCCACAUCUUCUGUGCCAUCUGAGGAUACAACUUCUAGAAAAAAGCCUAGGCUGGGUUGGGGGGAGGGACUUGCAAAGUAUGAGAAGAAGAAAGUCGAGGUGCCUGAAGCAAGUGCAAACAAAGAUGGUCCUGUCUUGUCUACUAGCAACACAGAACCUUGUAAUCUCCUCAGUCCCAGCUUAGUUGAUAAAAGCCCAAAAGUUAUAGGAUUCUCAGAAUGUGCAUCUCCUGCAACUCCAUCUUCUGUUGCCUGCAGUUCCUCACCUGCAGGUAUGGAUGAUAAAUUAUUUGGGAAGACCGCAAAUGUGGACAAUGAUGUUAGUAAUUUGACUGGUUCACCUGCUCCUGUGUCUGAAAAUCAUUUUGCGAGGUUUUCUUUUAACUUAGAGAAAUUUGAUAUCGACUCCUUGAAUAAUUUGGGUUCUUCAAUUAUUGAGUUGGUACAAUCUGAUGAUCCAACUUCUCUGGAUUCUGGUCCAAUGAGGUCCAAUGCAAUUAACAAGUUACUGAUAUGGAAAGCUGACAUUUCAAAGGUGUUGGAGAUGACUGAAUCUGAAAUAGAUUUACUUGAAAAUGAACUGAAGUCACUAAAAUCUGAAUCUGGGGAAACAUGCCCUUGUUCAUGUCCAGUAGCCUUGGGCUCCCAGAUGGUAGGUGGUGAUGAAAAAUACGGUGAAGAACAUGUUGGAGUCUCUGAUCAGGUCAUCCGGCCAUUACCGCUGAAAGUUGUUGAUGAUCCCAAUACGGAGAAGAUGCCCCUUUCAACUAACUUACAUAGUAUUCAUGAAAAUGGCAAGGAAGAGGACAUUGAUAGUCCUGGGACAGCUACUUCUAAAUUUGUUGAGCCUUUGCCUUUAAUUAAAGCAGUUUCUUGUGAUACCAGGGGAUAUGAUAACUUCUCCAGGGACUUGGAUGCUGUUCAGUCUACAGCUGUGAAAUGCCUAGUUCCCUGUACUACUAGGAAAGAAGCUAGUGUGUCUACUUUUGUUGAUGGCAAUACUUCUAUGGCGCUAAAGGAUAGCAUGGAUAUUUUAUAUAAAACAAUUAUUUCUUCCAAUAAAGAAUCCGCCAACAGAGCUAGUGAGGUAUUUGAUAAGUUAUUGCCCAAAGAUUGUUGCAAGAUUGAGAAGAUGGAGGCAAGCAGUGACACAUGCACUCAUACCUUCAUCAUGGAAAAAUUUGCUGAGAAAAAGCGGUUUGCAAGAUUUAAGGAGAGAGUUAUUGCACUUAAGUUCAGAGCCUUGCAUCACCUAUGGAAAGAAGAUAUGCGCUUACUGUCUAUCAGGAAAUGCCGACCAAAAUCUCACAAAAAAAAUGAACUAAGUGUGCGAUCUACCUGUAAUGGUAUCCAGAAGAAUCGAUUGUCCAUUCGAUCACGUUUUCCCUUUCCUGCAGGAAAUCAACUAAGCUUGGUUCCAACAUCAGAGAUAAUUAAUUUUACAAGCAAACUGCUUUCAGAAUCCCAAGUUAAAGUGCAGAGUAACACCCUGAAAAUGCCGGCAUUAAUUUUGGAUGAAAAAGAGAAGAUGAUUUCCAAGUUUGUAUCCAGUAAUGGGCUGGUUGAAGAUCCCUUGGCUAUUGAGAAAGAAAGGGCUAUGAUCAAUCCUUGGACCCCAGAAGAGAGAGAAGUUUUCUUGGAGAAAUUUGCUGCCUUUGGAAAAGAUUUUCGGAAAAUUGCUUCUUUUCUUGACCACAAGACAGCGGCUGACUGUGUUGAAUUCUACUACAAAAAUCAUAAAUCUGAUUGUUUUGAGAAAAUUAAGAAGCAAGAUGGUUGUAAGCUUGGGAAGUCAUAUUCAGCAAAAACUGACUUGAUUGCAUCAGGUAAAAAAUGGAACCGUGAAUUGAGUGCUUCUUCGCUUGAUAUUUUGAGUGCAGCAUCAUUGAUGGCAGAUGGCAUUGCAGGUAACAAAAAAUUGCGUACAGGAAGCUCACUUUUGGGUGGAUAUGGUAAAGUGAAGACAUCAAGGGGUGAGGACUUCAUAGAGAAAUCAAGUAGUUUUGACAUUCUUGGGGAUGAAAGAGAAACUGCUGCUGCAGCUGAUGUAUUGGCUGGUAUAUGUGGUUCUCUUUCAUCCGAGGCUAUGAGUUCCUGCAUAACAAGUUCAGUUGAUCCUGUAGAAGGUAACAGGGAUAGGAAGUUCCUGAAAGUAAACCCUUUAUGCAAACCACCCAUGACACCUGAUGUUACUCAAGAUGUUGAUGAUGAGACUUGCUCAGAUGAGAGCUGUGGUGAAAUGGAUCCUACAGAUUGGACUGAUGAUGAGAAGACUGCUUUUCUUCAGGCUGUAUCAUCCUUUGGGAAGGAUUUUGCCAAGAUAGCACGGUGUGUUGGGACAAGGUCCCAAGAACAGUGCAAAGUUUUCUUUAGCAAGGGCCGGAAAUGCCUUGGAUUAGAUCUCAUGCGCCCAAUACCUGAGAAUGUUGGAUCCCCGGUUAAUGAUGAUGCAAAUGGGGGUGAGAGUGACACAGAUGAUGCAUGUGUUGUUGAGACAGGCUCGGUGGUUGGAACUGAUAAGUCAGGCACUAAAACAGAUGAGGACCUGCCUUUGUAUGGCACAAACACAUACCAUGAUGAAUCCCAUCCUGUGGAAGCUAGGAACCUGUCAGCUGAAUUAAAUGAAUCAAAGGAAAUUAUUGGGACAGAAGUAGAUCUUGAAGAUGCAAAUGUCACUUCUGGUGCUUAUCAAAUCAAUAUUGAUUCUGAACAGGGCUGUGAUGGUAGUGAAGUUUUCUUGUGUGUUUCUAACAAGUCUGGAUCUGUUGGUGAACAAGCAGGUAUAAUUAUGUCAGAUAGCACAGAAGUUGGAAAAGAUAAAGCAAAUAAAUUGGGAGGUGCAGCUACAGAAUUAAUUUCUGCUCCAGAUUCAAGUGAACCAUGCGAGAGUAAUUCUGUUGCUGAGGAUAGAAUGGUCGUUUCCGAGGUUUCUUCUGGUGGUCUUGGAAAUGAAUUGGAGAGGUAUAGAGUGUCUGCUACCCUAUGUGUUGAUGAUAGAGAUAAUAAAUAUGAAGCUGAUUCAGGUGUUAUAGUUGAUUUGAAAAGCUCUGUGCAUGAUUUAAGCACUAUGGUAAAUUCUUCACUCUCAUCUUUGGGCACUUCUUGUUCAGGAUUGAGUUUUUGUUCUGAAAAUAAGCAUGUGCCCCUUGGAAAGCCUCAUGUCUCUGCAUUGUCUAUGGACGAUCUUCUUGCAACUUCAAACUCAUUGUUGCAAAAUACAGUUGCUGUUGAUGUUCAAUGUGAGAAAACAGCUAGCCAAGAUCAAAUGUCCUCUACUUGUGAUAUUCAGGGAGGUAGAGAUAUGCACUGUCAGAAUUCCAUUAGCAAUGCUGGCCAUCAGCUCCCUAUUACUGGGAAUUUAUCAGACCAUGUUGAUGCUGUUAGCAUUCUCCAGGGAUAUCCCUUUCAAGUUCCUUUGAAGAAAGAAAUGAAUGGCGAUAUGAAUUGCAGCAGUUCAGCAACUGAAUUGCCUUUUCUGCCCCAUAAGAUUGAACAGGAUGAUGAUCAUAUCAAAACAUUCCAGUCGUCAGAUUCAGAUAAAACAUCCAGAAAUGGUGAUGUGAAACUGUUUGGGAAGAUACUAACCAAUCCUUCAACCACACAGAAACCUAAUGUGGGUGCUAAAGGGAGUGAAGAAAAUGGCACCCAUCAUCCUAAGUUAAGCAGCAAGUCUUCUAAUCUGAAAUUUACUGGCCAUCAUAGUGCUGAUGGAAAUUUGAAAAUUUUGAAGUUUGACCAUAAUGAUUAUGUUGGCCUUGAAAAUGUUCUUGAAAAUGUUCCCAUGAGGAGUUAUGGUUAUUGGGAUGGGAACCGAAUACAGACUGGUCUCUCGACAUUGCCUGAUUCUGCCAUCUUGCUAGCAAAGUAUCCUGCUGCCUUCAGUAAUUAUCCCACAUCUUCUGCCAAAUUGGAGCAACCAUCAUUGCAGACAUAUUCCAAGAAUAAUGAACGGCUCCUGAAUGGUGCACCCACUUUGACGACAACUAGAGACAUCAAUGGCAGCAAUGCUGUGAUUGAUUAUCAGGUGUUUAGAAGGGAUGGUCCAAAAGUGCAACCAUUUAUGGUAGAUGUCAAGCACUGCCAAGAUGUAUUCUCUGAGAUGCAGAGAAGAAAUGGAUUCGAAGCAAUCUCAAGUUUACAGCAGCAGAGCAGGGGAGUGAUGGGAAUGAAUGGUGUUGGAAGACCGGGGAUUCUUGUGGGAGGAUCGUGCAGUGGGGUCUCAGAUCCUGUGGCUGCAAUCAAAAUGCAUUAUUCCAAUUCUGACAAGUAUGGUGGUCAGACUGGGAGUAUUGCAAGAGAGGAUGAAUCAUGGGGAGGGAAAGGGGAUUGACCAGGCAGGUAGUAGAUUGUGCUGUGAGCGGCAAACACCUCUUUUUGCUGCACCCCUGUAUUAUAGUUUUUGUUAUUUGCUCAAUACAGUGUAGGGCGAUUUAAUGGUUCUCAAGCCCGUCUUUUUGGUAAAAUAUUUAGGUGCUUGUAAUAUGCAGCAGCUUUGUAUUUGUUGUAUUUGAUGAAAAUACAGAAAUAAUCUCUGAAAAAAUUAGGAGGGGCGAUUGCCAUUACCAUUGCCAUUGCCAAUUCUGGAUCCCUUGCCGCCUUCACUCACCUGCUCAUUCCUACAGGUACAACCGGUCGUCUGGAUAAUUGACAAGUUUUGAUGGUUCAUUUCGAUUUUGAGGUACUAAUUCACUGUAGCCGAGUUGGUACGGGUUUUAAUGAUUUGUUAACUCCACCCGUAGUUGCUUUGUUUAGGUAGUUUUUUAAUCACCGGCGUUUUUCUUAGUGCAGAAGUUGGGAAUUGUGAAUAUCUCUAACAGGCAGGUUGAGUUGGUACCAGUAAGUGUUUUGAGUUAACUGUUCGUCACUUUGCCUAGCGCCCAUUUUGAAAUGGAUAUUUUCAUUGUAGGAAGCGUC